Messenger RNA from Brettanomyces nanus, 2274 nucleotides. RefSeq lists its product as uncharacterized. Gene Ontology annotation, cellular component: endoplasmic reticulum; membrane. The record is from RefSeq and is a predicted model, not a curated record. Bases 1 to 2274 code for a protein of 757 amino acids. Gene Ontology annotation, molecular function: dolichyl-phosphate-mannose-protein mannosyltransferase activity. Gene Ontology annotation, biological process: protein O-linked glycosylation via mannose. The transcript has a single exon. Lineage: Eukaryota; Fungi; Ascomycota; Pichiomycetes; Pichiales; Pichiaceae.
AUGGUGACUAAAUCAAAGAAGUUUGAAGAUCACAAACAUCGGGACAAACGAUCCAGGGAGAAGUCCCCUUCCCCAGUGGAAGUCUCUGAAGUAAGUGCUGCUGAUGCUUAUAGAAUGUCAGACAUUGAUCCUUCUAUGGAGAAAUGGUAUAAGCCUGCAGAUGCUGCCGUAACUAUGGUCGCUUUUAUUGCUCGUUUCUAUUAUAUCUGGUAUCCAAACGAAGUUGUGUUUGACGAGGUUCAUUUUGGUAAGUUUGCUUCUUACUAUUUGCAGAGAACAUUCUUUUUUGAUUUGCAUCCUCCAUUUGCCAAGUUGUUGAUCGCUCUAGUCGGAUACCUUGCUGGCUAUGAUGGAAGCUUCAAAUUUGACACCAUUGGUGACAGUUAUUUGCAGCACUCUGCUCCGUACAUUCCAAUGCGUGCUCUUUCUGCUGUUCUUGGUACAUUGACUGUGCCCCUCAUCUUCAAUACAAUGAAAGAAUGCGGCUAUUCAGUACUUACCUGUAUUUUUGCUUCUGCUAUUGUUGCACUUGAUAAUGCCCAUGUAGCAGAAACGAGGCUAAUUCUACUAGAUUCUACCCUCAUUUUCUCAAUUGCUGCGUCUAUCUACUGCUACGUUCGCUUUUAUAAGUUGAGAAGGGAACCUUUCUCAAGCAAGUGGUAUCUAUGGUUAUUUCUCACUGGUGUCGCUCUUUCGUGCGUUAUUUCCACCAAAUAUGUUGGUAUUCUCACAUACUGCUCUGUCGGUGUGGCCGUCGCUUAUGAUCUAUGGCAACUACUUGACAUCAAGAAGGGUCAUUCCAUGACGGAGUUUGUCAAACACUUUAUGGCACGGUUCCUACUGUUGAUUGUUGUUCCAUUCAUUAUCUAUUUGUUUUGGUUCUACAUUCAUUUUGCUAUUUUGACGAAAUCUGGCCCCGGCGAUGGAUUUAUGACUCCGGAGUUUCAAGAGACUUUGGGAGAUUCUCGGUUGGCACGAGAGGCAAGAGGCGUGUUCUACCACGACGUUGUCACUAUCAAACAUAAGGAUACAGAAUGUCUCUUGCACUCGCAUGACUUCAAAUAUCCUUUGCGUUACGAGGACGGUCGUGUUUCUUCCCAGGGUCAGCAGGUGACUUGUAUGUCCGACUAUAACGAUACCAACAACUAUUGGGAGCUACUACCCAAAAUUCCAUUUGGUGAGGGACAUGAGGAUAAUCAUCUGGUCAGACAGGGUGACACUUUCCGCCUCAAGCACGUCAAUACCAACGGUUAUUUGCUUACGCACGAUGUCGCAUCCCCGCUUUUUGCUACAAACGAGGAGUUUACCGUGAUCCCAGAGGCCGACUUAAAUGUAAGCACCAACGUCAAUGACACCCUAUUCAAAUUCGACCCAUUUGACAAGAAGCCUGCUCAGUCGUUGAAGACGAAAGCCUCCAUUUUUAAGAUUUUGCACGUUCCUAGUGUGGUGGCCAUGUGGACACAUAAUGAUAAGUUGCUUCCAGAUUGGGCCUUCAAUCAGCAGGAAGUCAAUGGUAACAAAAAGUUGACUGAAAGUUCUAACUACUGGACUAUUGACAGCAUUAUUGGAUUGACAGGUCUCAGAGCUGUUUACGUUCCCAAGAAAAUUAAAACUAUGUCAUUCUUGAAGAAGUGGUGGCAAUUGCAGCUGACUAUGUUCUCCCAAAACAACAAGUUGAGUGCAGAUCAUCCGUUUGCAUCUCAGCCUCAAGAGUGGCCUAUGUGUAUGUCUGGUGUCUCUUUCUGGACCAACAACGAUAAACGACAGCAGAUAUUCUUCUUUGGUAAUAUACCUGGGUGGUGGAUGGAGUGCAUUCUCAUGUCAGCAUUCAUGGCAAUAAUUAUAGUGGAUCAAAUCACCUGCAGAAGGGGAGUUCAUAUUCUCAGGGACCGCUCCAGAGCGCGUCUCUAUCUUAACAUAGGAUUCUUCUUCUCUGCAUGGGCAUGCCAUUAUUUGCCGUUCUUCCUCAUGCAUAGGCAAAAAUUUUUACACCAUUACCUACCGGCCCAUCUCUUAGCUGCUUUGUUUUCCGGUGGAAUGCUUGAAUUUUUGUUCACUGAUAACAGAAACCCUGAAUAUGCUAAGGAUAAACCUGAAAAGGAAUUGGGUAAGAUACAGCUUGCCAUUUACGCUGGAACCGUGGCUGGAUUACUUUCAGUUUUGACAUGUGCAUUCAUCUUCUUUGCUCCGGUCACCUACGGUAACGUCUCACUAACAGCUGACGAAGUGCGCGCCAGACAGUUUAUGAACAUGAAGUUACACUUCUCCAAAUGA